CCAACGUCGUGAUCAUAGCAGACGUCAGUUAAUAAAAUCCAUUCUUACUCUUUUAAAAUAUUUUUAUAGUAAUUAGUUCUAGUUCAAGUUCAAUAAAAAUGGGCUGGGAAAGAUCAAAUGAAAAUUAUCCCAGAAUUUGGUCCGAGUUUACUUGCGAAAAGACGAAGCAAAAAUUUAUAAUAAAGGAUCUAUCAGAAGAAUAUUAUGAUAUGUCACUUGGGUACAUGACGAAUAUAUUCCUUAAUGAAUCUGCUAUAUGUAAACCUUUAAGAAUCCUAGAGGAUCCAGUAUCUCGUCUUCAAAUGCAACAAAAAUGGAUGAAGAUCAUGCGUUCCAACAUGGCGAUUAUCUGUUGCACUGUCGACGAUGAGGUGCCGAGGGUCGCAGCCAUACAUUUCACAGUUAUACGGGAAAAGGGACAGGAACAGCUUAUCAAAGACCCUCCAACGUUGAACAAAUACGAACAGUUCACGGCAGUGGUGGAGGAACUGACCACGUCAGGGGACCUGUUCACCAGGUUCGAUUCUGACGUGUAUCUGUUUUCACUGGGACUGUUCGUAUUGCCGGAGUUCCGAGGGCUUGGGAUUGCUACACACUUACUAAAGUCUAGAAUAACAAUGUGUCGGGCCCUAGGGCUCCGCGGGACAGGGAACGUGUUCUCGACCCCGGGCGCGCAGGCCGCGGCGCGCUCCGCCGGCUACCAAGAGGUCGCUGCACGUAUCUACGAGGGGCAGAAGCUUGCUCUAAUGGCUGCCGAUGUGCUGUGAAGAAAAUAGUUACUUAAACAAAAGACAUGCCACGAGUAGUGAUAGCCAAGUACCGAAUAUUCGGCCACACUGUCGGCUGAAGCGUCGAUUAUUUGAUGACCGAAUAUUUGGUAAGACAUGUGUACUAUUUUAAAUACCACAUAAUAAACAAAUUAAACUAUACGUUGAAAUCCAA
Molecule: messenger RNA, 942 nt
Organism: Cydia pomonella (codling moth)
Lineage: Eukaryota; Metazoa; Arthropoda; Insecta; Lepidoptera; Tortricidae
Exons: 5
Coding region: 99-767 (222 amino acids)
Molecular function (GO): acyltransferase activity, transferring groups other than amino-acyl groups
Source: RefSeq, a predicted model, not a curated record